AUGCGGACCUCCAAACCUUUUCUCCAAACAGCCUUCUUGUUGGCCACCUUGGUGAAUCACUCUAUCUGUGAUACCUUCACAGUUCAGGCAGAGAAGCUUGUGGACUGGGUUGGGUGCAAUAAGCAAACCACUACACAGCAGGCUAUUCGAGAUGCGUGGGACUCUGUCAUGGACAUUGCAUAUGUUGUCAGUGGCAAGAUUGAAUGGGGCCAUCAUCCGUCCAAAGAUUUCCUGGCAGGCCCAGACCGAAAUAGAGCCUAUCAGAAGGAUAUGAAGGCGGUGCUUAAUAAUGCUUACACGUUCAGACGAAGAUACUGGUGGAACCCCCCAAACUGGACAGCUUGGAAGGUUUCCAUUCGGUGCGAUGACAUUGAUGGGACUUGUGCAAAGCAUAAGAAGGAGGAUAGUUUUGUUCCUGCGUAUACUAUCAAUCCAGGAAAGAGACCCGGCUUUUCUUUUGCAGCGACAAGAGACACUAUUGUGAUCUGA
Molecule: messenger RNA, 489 nt
Organism: Cadophora gregata
Lineage: Eukaryota; Fungi; Ascomycota; Leotiomycetes; Helotiales; Ploettnerulaceae
Exons: 2
Coding region: 1-489 (162 amino acids)
Source: RefSeq, a predicted model, not a curated record